Messenger RNA from Cylas formicarius (sweet potato weevil), 7790 nucleotides. It is a transcript of the gene Mef2, whose product is annotated as myocyte-specific enhancer factor 2. The record is from RefSeq and is a predicted model, not a curated record. The transcript has 9 exons. Lineage: Eukaryota; Metazoa; Arthropoda; Insecta; Coleoptera; Brentidae. The coding region runs from base 1104 to 2450 and encodes 448 amino acids. Gene Ontology annotation, biological process: cell differentiation; positive regulation of transcription by RNA polymerase II. Gene Ontology annotation, molecular function: histone deacetylase binding; RNA polymerase II cis-regulatory region sequence-specific DNA binding; protein dimerization activity.
CCUUAAUUUUAAGUCAAUAUCACAAACUGCUACGAAUACACGUUAAUUUUUCGUUAGAUAAAUAUUUGUAGUUAAAUGUGUUUCGGUUGUGAUGUAUAGUCAAUUGUUUGUUUUUGCAUAAAUUUCGGAAACAAAAGCGGAAAGGUCUCCGAAGUAAUUCAAAUCAAGGACUUAAUUUUGCUCCAAGCCAAUUGUAUGUGAUGUCAUAAUGACAUCAUCGCGAAUGUUUCGUCUCGCACAAGUCAAGAAGACAAAAUGUUUUCAAUUGGAACUUGAAGGCGGGAACUGUGAGUUGUAUUGGUAAAAGUGAAAUUAUCUCGUGUACAUUAACUGUUGCUAAAUUAACGCCAUUGCUGUUGACUGUUGCUGGUCUCUAGAAUCAAUAGCAGCUGACGUCAGAGUUUGUUCCAUCGCGAUAUCAGUUAAUGCGGUAGGGGGGUAGUGCACUUGUAACUUGGCUAGUAGUGUCAUGUAUCCGCGCAAGUGGUUUCAUGAACGUUGUUAUGUUUUGUGACUAAAUUUUGUUGUGUGGCGCUGUUUUUUGGCGCUAGGGGACCUAAUAUAAUGAAUUUGUUUCAUACUGCACCUCAGAUCUGUUCGGUGACAGCAAAUAGAGGAGCAAUAGAGAAAAAAUAGUGACUACGUGAAGACGUAAAAAGCAAAGUCGCCCGUCAUUGGAUAAGCAGCACACGUCAUCGAGGUUGCUCAGCCAAUGAAUGUACGCGCUCUGGUGGCGGGCAACGCAGAUUGUGGCAACUCGGCCCGACCUGAUGAGAGUUGGAGACUAUGUAGCGUGGUGCACGUCUCUAUCCUCAGUUGGAUAUUCAGCCGUGUGCUCUCUGAAAUUACAGCAGUUUUCAGUCAUCUUUCAGGCGAAAGCCGGUGUAUCGGUUCGUCGUCGCUCGUCCGGCGACGUUUCAGUGCCAGUGUUUUCCUUUUUUUUAUUCGUUCAUGCGUGUAAUGCGAUUUAAGAAAAAAAUUGUCAGAGAUUAGGUAGAAGAGCUGCAAAGUGAACUUACAACGUUUGGAAGCUCGGACUGAGCUGCUCGGUACUACUUCUAUUCGCAACGGGUUUAUUCUUUAACUUCUUCAAAAUUGCUGCCAUGGGUCGCAAAAAAAUUCAAAUAUCUAGAAUUACCGAUGAGCGAAACAGACAGGUGACUUUCAAUAAACGGAAAUUCGGCGUGAUGAAGAAAGCGUAUGAACUGUCCGUAUUGUGCGAUUGCGAAAUAGCGCUCAUAAUAUUCAGCAGCAGUAACAAAUUGUACCAAUACGCCAGUACGGAUAUGGAUAAGGUGCUUCUUAAAUAUACGGAAUAUAACGAACCCCACGAAUCACUGACCAACAAAAAUAUUAUCGAGGCACUUAAUAAGAAGGAGCAUAAAAACGGAGUGAUGAGCCCGGAAAGUCCGGAACCGGAAACGGAAUACCAGCUCACACCGCGCACAGAGGCGAAGUACAGUAAAAUCGACGAAGAUUUCCAAAUGAUGCUCCAAAGGAACCAAUCCUCCAUCAACGGACAGCGGGUCAGCAUGAGUUCGUCGAAUUACGCCCAGCCGGUAUCGGUGCCAGUAAACAUCAGUUACAGCGAUUCCGGUUUGCUUCAAUCUAGUCCCCAGAUGGCUCAUACCAGCAUCAGCCCGAGGCCAUCAUCGUCAGAAACCGAUUCGGUAUAUCCUAGCGGUGGUAUGCUCGAAAUGAGCAACGGUUAUCCAAAUUCAGCAUCGCCCAUUGGCGGAUCACCAUCGCCCGGUCCUAGUCCUGGACCUGGGAUGAGCUCUUCCAAACAUCAGAAGCAGCACUCACCCGGACCCAGAUCCAACCUGAGGGUGGUAAUACCCACACCAUUGGGGUCUAGUAUUACCACCGAUGAGGUUUCUUAUGCGGAAUUUUUAUUGCAGCAUAAUCGGACCCAGUCGUCUCUAAAUACACCUGUUGUGGCUUUACAGACGCCAGGUUUGUCCAAUUAUCCAGGGACCCUAACGUCGUUCGGGCCGCAAGACUUUAGUAUCGGCUCGGACAUGAGCCUCACAUCAAUGUCCUGGAGUGGACACCACAUACCGACAUCACUAACGCACGGAGGAGGCAGUGCGGGACUACCACACUUGGCGGUAUCGAGUAGUACACCUCCUCCGACAUCCUCUUCACCGUUACCGGUGAAGAUCAAAAGCGAGCCGAUAUCUCCACCGCGAGAACAUCACCCACAUUUAAGUUCAGCCGUCCAUCACACUCAGCAGCACGUUCAAAGCCUCAACCUUACGCACAAUCAUCACCCACGGCCAAGUUCUGCCGGUCAUAUCACACCCACACCAGGAAGCGUUACACCAACUAACCUCCCGUCGCCUUCACCAGGUCCAGGGACGACAGUGUCCAGCGGAGGCUCCACGUCCUCCGAAUACGACACGGUUCAAAUGCACAAAAGGGCGAGACUGUCCGAUUGGACGUCUUAGGCAAUAUUAUGUAAAAGACGUCGGUUCGACGUCUAUAAAUGAAACUAGGUGAAUAGGUGUCCACCUAUAUCUGCACCGAACACUAAGUGCCAUAGUGAUAACAUGUGGACGUGAAUACAAUAAACAUGUUUCAGUUUUAUUGCCAAUUGUCAUCUAUGUGAUAAACUACAAAUCUAGUAAGACAUUUUGAUAAACACUAGUUAACAAAAAAUAUAGUCAUGAAGUAAGAAGUGAGUUGAGGGACGCUGCGAAUUUUUUUUGUAUAUGGCGAGAAAGAGAGAGCAUAAGAUUUUUUUUAUUCGACGGGAUACGUUGGUGCGCGCGUACGCUAUAUGCUUACGGCCAUUUUAAAGUUAGCAUACAGAAAGGCAUAUCUUUAUACAAUCUAUUUGUAUAAUACACACACUUUAUUUAUAUAGUUUAAAAGAUUGUUGGCAAUUUGCUGGCACCUUUGACGGUUUUCCUUUUUUUGCGUAUAAAUAUAACCGCCGUCUUCCGGUUUCAUGUUACAUUAAAAACAAAAAUCGGUUUUCCUGCUACCUAUGAUAAGUAUUUAAAUGCUUUUAAAAUAAAACUUAGAUACGAGGUGAGUAUAAAUGUGAUUUUUAAAAACCUUGAGGCCGAUUUCAAGAGAGAGUUCCUUGUAAUAGAAAAAUCGAUUUGGGCUUAGCAAUGAAUUGUUUAAAAUGUGCAAUAUAUUAGUGAUGUUGAACCUGCAGUCGAUCUCACCAAGUGUUAAAUAAUUGCCAAUUUUGUUCCUUAAUUUCGUACUAUUCUGCUUGCUUUAUUGAUAAUCUCUAGUUCGCUGUUAAUCGAGAGUUCGCUAUAAUGUUGGUAGCGGUUAGUGCAAUGUCGUGAAUUUUAGCAAAUACCCAGAGAAGACACGAGCGUUAUGUUUAUAUACAAAAGAAAAAUCGACACAAGCAAAGCGAGUGUGCCAUUAAUUUCAUGUAAUUAUUAGUGUAUUUUUUAUAAAUGUUUUAGGGAAUAGUGUAUCGUUUAAAAUGUACACUUGUUAUUUUAGCGAGUAUGCAACACUAACAUGCUGAGACUGCAGGAGCAGGACACUUGUCCUUAUAUCUGUUCUGUAUCAUUAUCAUAUUUGUAAUGUAUCAUAUUGGUGCUUUCCCCGACCUGACGAAUGUACUCUGCCCACUGGCUGUUAUAGUUAUGGGACCACAAGGUUGGUUAGAGGUGAACCUCCUGUCCCAUCGAUGUUCUGUAAAGUACUGCUUCCUAAGGAACCUAGGGUGUUCAUUGUUGUAGCCUUUUCAAUUUGUUUGUGAUUUCAGAGUACGAUUAUAUCUAUUCUGUAUAUGACCUACACAGAGUAAAUUAUAUAAAAUUAGAAAUUGUAUAAUAUACAUAAUAUAUUUUAUCUACUGUUGUGUGCACAACACUUGCACAUAGUUCAAAGUUUAUAUGAGAAAAAUUAAUGCCUGGGGGAUUCAGUCUCCUUGUACCUGGUGUACCUGCCCGCCUCUGUUUGCGGAAGACCCUAUCUCCACUGAUUACUGUAGGAUUGCCUUACUCACAGUGCCUCGACAGUAUGUACGUAUCUGUAUGUGUAACACACCAUCGAUGUCUUUAUUUCAACUAUUUUAAAGAAGCCACUGCGGUACAUUCAUUUUUAUCGUCAUCGUCACACUCACACAGGGUAUAUUUCCGUGUUUUACCAGCAUUCUCCGCUGCAGUCGACACUCUACUGCUUGUGCCUUCCCAUUUUAUUUCGAGUCGUGUAAAAUAAUCGCGGAAACAUUUUUACGCGGUAUAACUAGUCUUGUAACAACAACGUUCGGAUCUUAAUAAAAUAAAAUGUUUUCCGGCUUUUAUUUGGCACCAUUCAUAUUUUACAAACGGCCGAUCGCACAGACUUUGUCACGUUUGUUCCCUGUUUCCAGUGAUCCAUCGGCUUUCGCUGCUUUUAGUAAGCCCUCGAGUCAUUAUUUGAAUAAUUUGUUAAUUUCUUUUGAAUUGAAUUAUAUCACUGUUUUUAUUGCGAAACAUUUGCCGGUGAUAACAUUGCGACACACGUAUCGAGUAAUUUUUUAUUAAGUUUUGGUUACUUUACGCAAAUUAUGUACGUCUUAAAUAGACGAAAUACACCUAGCUGUACAUGUACAUACUAUACUCACAAUUGUUGUACAAUGCCGUUCUUAUUGUUAGCUGUAUUGUAUAUUUUUGUUCUAACAGAUGAGAAAAAAAAAGCUGUUUUCCUAAAUUUUAUGUUAAAUCCAUUCGACGUAAGGUAUUUUCAGUCAUGUGCAAUAUUAAUCUGACAUUUAUUUAUCUACAUUGUAUUGACUUUAAACCAAAUAAAACUGUUUGUUACAUGCACUUUUUUAUUGUUCGUUGUUGCUCUUGUCCUUUAAAUUAAUUCAUCCUCCUUUGGCCUGUUAUAAUUGUUUGCUUUUGCUUAAAAUAUCUCAAUUUAAAUCGUACUCUUGUUUCUUUUUGUUGUACGUAAUUCUUUAUUUAUUGUGUCUUCAUUUUCCAAUUUGAAUUUUAAAAUGUUUAAUUUCAGGAUUGAUUGUUUCGGAGUUUUUUAAAAUUAUUUGUUUCAGUAUUUGACUUUCUACAAUUUAUUUAUCAUAUUUUUUCUCUUGUCUGGUGAUGGAGGGUCGCUCAGAACAUUCAGAAAAUCGUCUAAACGCUCACCGACCUAGAAAUGAAACGUUUCCAUAGUUGAAGAAAUCGUAUUUUGAAUUUGUAUUAUUUUUUAGUAAUUUAAUUUUUUGCGCUGUCCAGGUACAGUGUUUUAAUUGUUUUUGUUUGUUUCAGGAUUAAUCUAAAUGGUUUUCAUCUUAAAUAUGAUAAAACUAUUUAUUAACUGAAUGUUCUUUCUCUUUUAUUGUAUUUAUUCUUAACCGUUGUGUCUCUCUUAUAACUUUUUGUGGGUUUUUGGUCUUUUGCUUUAAAUUAAACCUAUUUCUGUGUUGUUAUUAUUGUUUGAUUUGGCUUGGAAUAUCCCAUUCUUCUUACUCUUCGAAUUUUAAAGUAUUUUCUUUCAGGAUUGAUUAGUUUAUUUAUAUUUUGUGGAGGUUUUUUAAAUUAUCAUUUGUUUCAGUUUUUCUUAUUAGACUUUCUACCAUUUUGAAGUUUUUUAUUUUAUUUAACAUAUUUUUUCUUUUGAGGGGCGCUUACAACCUUUUAAAAGCUCACAGACGUAGAAAUUAAACAUUUCCAAAGCCCGAGAAAUUUAAUUUUUUGCGCUGUCUGAGCAAGUGUUUUAAUUUUUGUUUGUUUGUUUCAGAUCUAAUCUAAAUAUUUUUCAUUAUAAGGAUCAUAAAACUAUUUAUAAAUUGAAUGUUUUUCUCUUUUCUUGUUAAUACUCUUAAGCAUUGUGUUUCUCUUACAACUUUUCGUGUUUUUGCUCUUUUCCUUUAAAUAAAUUAAACCUUCUUCUGCACUGUUAUUGUUUACUUUUACUUGAAAUAUCUGUUUUUAAUCGUAAUGUUAUUUUCUUUUUUCUUACUUUAUUUUCGUUUUAUUAUAUAUUAAUUUGCCAUCUAAGAUAAGAGCUCCUGGAAAUUUAAAACGUUUCAUUUCAGGAUUGUUUUGUUAUUUAUAUUUUUAUCGGCAUUUCUACGUUUUUGAAGGUUCUUAAUGUAUUUAUAAUGUUUUUUUCUCUUCUCUUCCCUUUUUUCUUCAGAGCUCAGUGACAUAUGAUUGAAACGUUUGCGUACCAAGGAUUGAAGCCCAAGAAAUCGUAUUAUUAAUUUGUAUUGCUUUUAAGUUAGGAAUUUCCAGGUACAAUGUUUUAAUUUCUUUUGUUUGUUUCAGGACUAUUCGAACUGGUUGUCAUUAUAAGGAUCAUAAAACUAUUUAUUAACUGAAUGUUUUUCCCUUUUAUUGUAUUUACUCAUAACCAUGGUGUUUUGCUCUUAUCCUUUAAAUUAAUUCAUCCUUUUUUGCCCUGUUAUUUUUUUACUUUAGUUUCGUUUUAUUUGUUCUUAAUUGCCAUCUAGCUCUUGGAAUUUUAAAUUGUUUUAUUUCAGGUUUGAUUUGUUUAUUUAUAUUUUGUAGAGGUUUUCUUUUGGGCUUUUACAUGUUUGAAACUUCUUAUUGUAUUUAUAAUGUUUUUCUUUUCUCUUCCCUUUUUUCUCCCAAAGUUUAGUAACAUAUGAAUGAAAGAUUUCCAUAGCAGACAUUGAAGCCGAAGAAAUCGUUUUAUGAAUUUGUAUUUUUUUUUUGGUAAUUUAAUUCCUGGGGUAUCCAGGUAACUUGUUUUUUUUUGUUUUAAUGUUUUUUUUGUUCAGUCAGUUGAGGUUAUAACUAUUAUACUAUUUAUUAACUCAAUGUUAUUUCUUUUUUGUAUUAUGUUUUCGUUGUCUUAUAUAUUACUUUGCCAUCUAACACCACUUGGAAUUUUAAGUUUUUUGUUUCGGAAUUGAUUUAUUAUGUCUUCCGAUUUUGCUAGGAAUUUUUGACGUUUUUGACUCUUUUUAUUGUAUUUUUAUGUUUUUUCUCUUCUCUUCGAUAUUUUCUCCCAAAGCUACAGUGCUUUUGUUUUUAUUAUUUGGUUCAGCACUAUUCCAAAUAGUUUUCGUUAUAAGUAAUAUGAACUACAGAAUAUUUGAAUACUAGAAUAGUGAAUGAGGAGAACUAUUUAUUGCUUGCUGAAUGUUCUUUCUCUUUUCUUGUAUCUAUUCUUACCAUUGAUGUUUAUCUUAAAACUUUUAGUGAGUUUUUGCUCCAAACCUUAAAAUUAUUCUUUUUUCCCCUGUUCUUAUUGUUUGCUUUGCUUGAAAUAUCCCGGUUUUAAUCGUAUGUUAUUUCUUUUGUUUUUGUACGUCAUGUUUGAUUUAUUAUAUUUUAAUGUGCCACUAAUAGUUAAUAAAAUGUUUUAUUACAGGAUUGAUUUGUUGUAUCUUCAUAUUUUGCAAAGAUUUUUAGAAUUAUUACUUUUUCUUAUUGGACUUUCUAUGAUUUUGAAGCUGACGUAUAAAAGAAACGUUUCCGUGGCAAACAUUGAAGCUGAAGAAAUGAUACAAUGAAUUUGUAUUGUUUUUUUUUUAUAAGUUUCACUUUUCUGUUGUUUGUUUCAGCACUUAUCUAAAUGGUGUUCGUUAGAAGGAACAUAAUUUUGGAUUACAGCAGAUUUGAAUGCUUCAAUCUUUUGAUGUAUCAAUUGCACACUGAAUAAAGCUAUUUAUUAACCGAAUAUUCUUUCUUAUUCCUUUGUCUUUCUCUCAUAACUUUUGGUGAAUCCUUUAAUGAGCGUUUUAUUUAUUAUUAUUAAUUUUGUUAAGCGCCAUGUUGUUUUAAAGUGUAAAUAUUUAAAAGCAUGUCAUAUAUUAUCCGCGGUCUAUUUGAAACCAAUAGCAGUUUCUAAUGGAA